AUGUGGAUUAGGCCAAAACAGGGCGUAGUGCAGAAUUAUGCACCGGACAAUUUGCGCCAGGCGCAAGUGCGUCGUCAGCGAGGCUGGACAGAGGAUGACGUUCUCAUCUUUCUACGCCUCAACCCUAUGGUGGCAACUUUCGAGUGGGCGGAAAUCCUUGCUCAAGCUGCCACUGACAGAGAAGAGGGGAAUCACUACUCGAUCGCUAAUGCCCUCCUAUACAGUCAUACCGUAAUGCGGAAGUCCGCGUUUACGAACUUUUGCGAGAGAAUCAAUAUGACACCCUCCGAUGUACACCCGGAAUCAAAGGACUAUAAAUUCUUUGUGACGGAGUAUGAUGCUGAUGUUACAGCAACGCGAUUAAUCGAGGCAUGGAGAAACCAGGCCCCGGAGUAUCCCCUGCCCGCAUUUGCUGCGGACACAGGGAUGGACGACUAUUUCAUUAUUGAACAAGACGACCCAACCGACGUAGGAUCAUACCGCGCCGUAUCACCCCUCAGUUCGUCCGCGAGCGAGGGGUUCGUUUCGGGGUGA
Fibroporia radiculosa is the source of this 534-nucleotide messenger RNA. RefSeq lists its product as uncharacterized. The record is from RefSeq and is a predicted model, not a curated record. The transcript has a single exon. Lineage: Eukaryota; Fungi; Basidiomycota; Agaricomycetes; Polyporales; Fibroporiaceae. The coding region runs from base 1 to 534 and encodes 177 amino acids.